Phaeoacremonium minimum UCRPA7 is the source of this 2175-nucleotide messenger RNA. Its product is annotated as putative endopolyphosphatase protein. Gene Ontology annotation, cellular component: fungal-type vacuole; membrane. The transcript has 2 exons. NCBI's taxonomy places the organism in Eukaryota, Fungi, Ascomycota, Sordariomycetes, Togniniales, Togniniaceae. Gene Ontology annotation, molecular function: endopolyphosphatase activity; exopolyphosphatase activity. The coding region runs from base 1 to 2175 and encodes 724 amino acids. The record is from RefSeq and is a predicted model, not a curated record. Gene Ontology annotation, biological process: polyphosphate catabolic process.
AUGGCGGCCUUUCGACUUGCAUGCACAACAGGCGUGCUACUGCUCUGGCAGACUGCCAUUGUGGUGUCUGGGCCUCUGCCUCUGCCUCUGCCUCUGCCUGCAGCCAGCGCCAACCAACCACAAGUCGUUCUCGACAAACCUCCUUUGCCUGCACCUGCGGCGCCUGCCGCUGGCCCACGGAAGCUGCAGGGCAAGUUCCUGCAUAUCACUGAUCUGCAUCCAGAUGAGUUCUACAAGGUGCAUUCAUCCACCGACGAGGAGGCGGCCUGCCAUCGUGGAGAUGGCCCCGCAGGCACUUACGGCGCUGAGACAUCCGACUGCGACACCCCCUUCAGUCUCAUCAACGCGACAUUCGACUGGAUAGCGGAAAACAUCGCGGACGAUAUCGAUUUUGUCAUUUGGACCGGAGAUUCGGCUCGCCAUGAUUCUGAUGAACGCAUACCACGCUCACCAGCUCAGGUUCUGGGCACCAACCGCUGGAUUGCCGACAAGUUCGCAGAGGUGUUUGCCAAUCCCGAAGGACCCAAGGCGUUGGCCGUCCCUGUGAUCCCGACUCUGGGAAACAAUGAUAUCCUACCACACAACAUUCUGCUUCCGGGCCCCAACAAAUGGCUGCAGUACUAUACCGAUAUCUGGAAGAACUUCAUACCCGAGGAGCAGCGCCACAGCUUCGAGUUUGGUGGCUGGUUCUACGUCGAGGUCAUCCCCCACAAGCUCGCCGUAUUCAGUCUUAACACGCUCUAUUUCUUCGACAGGAAUGCUGGUGUUGACGACUGCGCUCAACCAUCCGAGCCCGGCUUUAAACAGAUGGAAUGGCUGCGCAUUCAACUGCAAUUCAUGCGUCUCCGGGGCAUGAAGGCCAUCAUGAUGGGUCAUGUGCCGCCCGCCCGGACUGAUAGCAAGCAACUCUGGGAUGAGACUUGCUGGCAGAAAUACACCCUCUGGCUUCAACAAUAUCGAGAUGUCGUUAUUGGUGGCACCUACGGCCACAUGAAUAUUGAUCACUUCCUGAUCCAGGACACAAAACAGAUCAACUUAGACACUGCCGAUGCUGAAGCAGAGACGAUGUCACUCGUUCGAGAAGCAAUGGAGGGCGAACUCUCGGUGGCUUCGACUGCUGAAUACCUUCAGGAACUUCGAGAUGGCUGGUCAAAGCUUCCUCGACCUGUUUUGUACGCUGAAGAUAUGGGUGAGCUCAAGAAGAAGAAGAAGAAGAAGAAGAACAAAGGAAAAAACGGCAAAAAGCAUAAAAAGAAGCUCGGAGGUCGGUGGGCAGAACGAUACCAGUUGUCUCUGAUCAGCCCCAGUAUCGUACCUAAUUAUUUCCCAACCCUUCGCGUGGUCGAGUAUAACAUCUCCGGGCUCGAAAACGCCAUACCCUGGGCCGCUUCGACGGAGCAGUUACCAAUAACUGAAGAUUCAUCCUCGCUUGAUAUUUCAGGCGACCAGAUGCCACUGGAACUACGAUCCCUAGAAGAUGCUGACUUUGGCGCUUUAAAGAAGAAGCAGGAAAAGAAGAAGGGCAAGAAGCCAGAAAGUGACAAAAAGAAGGGAGGAAAAGAUAAGGAUCCCAACCUAAUUGUGCCGGAUCCCCCAGCAAAAUCAUCUCCUCCGGGGCCCGCCUAUUCACCGCAGCCCUUGACCUUCACUGGCUACACACAGUACUAUGCCAACUUGACACAUAUCAACAACGAUUAUAAGUCCUUGGGCACGGGGCCUCAAAAUAAUCGCUGGCAGGACGGCAAGCACCGGGACAAGAAGCCUCCGCAGAAACCUGCGAAGCCACGUACCUUCAAGUUCGAGGUCGAAUACACCACUUUCGACGACAAGCUGUAUAAUUUGACCGAUCUAACGGUCAAUAGCUUCAUAGAUUUGGCGUUUCGCAUGGGCCAACGACAGUCCAAGUCGAAGGCUAUCAUAGAGGAAUCAGAGACCAUGGGUGAAGUGGUCGAUGAUGAGAUUACCGAUGAUGAGUUCAUGAUGGAUAUGUUUGAGGAGGAACUUGAGGAAGCGGACGAGGAUGGAGAAGUCGAUACGCAGGGUAAGGGAGGGAAGAAAGGAAAGAAGGGCGGAAAGAAGAAGAAGAAGAAGAGGCAUAAUAAGGUGUGGCUGCAUUUUCUCCAGCAUGCAUUCGUUGGUACAGUGGAUGAUAACGAGCUCAAGAAGCUCUCGUAG